AUGCCAGGCGUAGCACCAGAGAUCAAGCUGGUGGCCUCCAACACGCAUGGUCACGGGCUUGAUACCUUUAGCAGAGCACUCUCAACACGCUUAGCUGCCUCGGCACCCCCCGCCUCAAGUGAAGACGAGCCAGCUGAGGCUGUCCAUGCGGAUGCUUUCCCGAGGGCCCCUUCAAUCUACAAGGGUGCGCAGUGCUUCGUCAUCCCCUCAGACUUGCUCGAGCCCCGGGAACACCCUCUCAGCCUUCGCCCUCAGAAGACUCUUGAUCUCCCAGAGACGACAAAUGUCUUCGCGCCGGCCCCUUAUUUCGCCCUAGAAAGCCCCGACACUCACCACGUGCUCGUCGCCUGCCGUGAUCACCCAAUUCAGAUAUUCCGGACUCUUCCAGCUACACUAAACCCAGGUGACGAGCCCCAAGAAUCGCACCACCAACCGCAUGAGAACAGCUCCCUCUUCUCGUACCGCCUGAUAUCGCCCCAGACAGAAGCCUACCUCCCGGUGCACUCACUGGUCUGGCCGUCCCCCUAUGCUGCACCCAGCUCAUCAUUCUUCGUCGGAAGUAACAACCUCAUCGCACAGUUCAAUCUCCAUCGGAUAGGUCAGGGCCCCCAGCAGGUGGUCCACACCAUCCCAUCCAAGCGGCACAUAUCUAAAGGCAAUGGCGUCGGCAUGCGUGGGACGGUUUCUGCACUGUCCAUGCAGAACGACGAGAACUACGUGCCCACUGGACUGCUCGCAGCCGGCACCUGGACACGAUGGGUAGGACUGUACGACUUUGCCCGAGGGGGCGAGCGCGUCGCAACGUGGAGCGUCGCCGAUGCGGCUGCAUCCGCGGCUGUCCCAGAUCCCUCGCCAGACUCGCCGCAGCAGCCUUGCGUUCCAAUCCAGCGCCUGACAUCCGGAGGCAAGAGGCGGCCAAUCGCAGGCAUAGGCGGUGCCGGCAUCAAUCAGACGGCAUGGUCACCUGACGGGCGGUACCUCCUCGUGAAUGAGCGGCAGUCGACCGGUGUCCUGAUUUACGAUGUGCGCGUGACGAGCAAGGUCCUCGGCGUCCUGGCCGAUCGCGACGCCCUGACCCAUCAACGGCUGGAUCUUACCGUGUACCCAGACUCGGAGGGCGUGGGCGGCUUUGAGGUCUGGGCCGGCACGAGAGACGGAACGGUCAAGGUGUGGCAGGGCGUCGGCAACGAUGAAGGCUGCAUCUGGCCGUCCUGGGACUUCUCGACCAGGGGUAGAUCCGAUGCCGAAGAAAAGCCUGUACGGUCUCCGGUAGGCAGUGUUUCUCUUCACAAGUAUGGGUCCGUCAUUGCAACCUGUACCGGGGGCUGGAGGGUUACUGGCGAGGAUGAUGACGGCGACGAAGUCUCCUCCUCUGCCCACUCCUCGUCCUCAUCGUCAAGCAGCGGUUCUGCUUCCGAUGACGAAUCGGGUAGCUCGUCUUCAUCUAGUUCUCCGUCCGAGCUAAAUCGGCAUGCUGGGGGACUUUCUGGUAACCGGACAUUUGACAAGUCGGAUCUGAAGAUCUGGAGCAUUCGCGUCAAACCGCCUGAUGGGGCCAGCCCUGAGGCAAUGGCCACCUCGGACACGGAGACCACUCAAGCAGAUGUCCACCUGGACAUGUCUCACCGUGAUGUCCCACAGAUGGACCCCUCUUCUGUGGAUACUAUCCCAACGACAGUUAAGAAUUCUGAAAAUAGAGCAACUCACACAGGUGAUUAG
Diaporthe citri is the source of this 1719-nucleotide messenger RNA. RefSeq lists its product as uncharacterized. The record is from RefSeq and is a predicted model, not a curated record. Gene Ontology annotation, molecular function: protein binding. The coding region runs from base 1 to 1719 and encodes 572 amino acids. The transcript is spliced from 3 exons. NCBI's taxonomy places the organism in Eukaryota, Fungi, Ascomycota, Sordariomycetes, Diaporthales, Diaporthaceae.